AUGCCUAAGCAACCGACCCAGAAGGUGACGACUGGUGCUCGCCGCACCAAGUCCAAGAAGGACCCCGCUGCUCCUAAGCGUCCGCUGAGUGCGUACAUGUUCUUCAGCCAGGACUGGCGUGAGCGUGUGAAGGCGGAGAACCCUGACGCUGGCUUCGGUGAUGUCGGCCGUCUUCUCGGUACCAAGUGGAAGGAGAUGAGCGAUGAGGAGAAGAAGCCGUACAUUGAGAUGGCCAACAAGGAUAAAGAGCGUGCAGAGAAGGAGAAGGCUGAGUAUGCGCAAAACAAGGCCUAA
Malassezia pachydermatis is the source of this 294-nucleotide messenger RNA. Its product is annotated as non-histone chromosomal protein 6. Bases 1 to 294 code for a protein of 97 amino acids. Lineage: Eukaryota; Fungi; Basidiomycota; Malasseziomycetes; Malasseziales; Malasseziaceae. The record is from RefSeq and is a predicted model, not a curated record. The transcript is spliced from 4 exons.